Gigantopelta aegis is the source of this 1764-nucleotide messenger RNA. RefSeq lists its product as uncharacterized. The coding region runs from base 23 to 1564 and encodes 513 amino acids. The transcript has 4 exons. Gene Ontology annotation, molecular function: calcium ion binding. The record is from RefSeq and is a predicted model, not a curated record. Lineage: Eukaryota; Metazoa; Mollusca; Gastropoda; Neomphalida; Peltospiridae.
ACUUGAAUCAGCAAAUUCCAAUAUGUCUGCUCUUCCAACAUCAACUGUUAAAUCGAAGUUAGAAAAUAGUAAUACAAAUGUAUUUACUCGUUCUACAUCUGUAUCAACUUCUUUACUCUUCCAGUCAAUGAAUGCCGAUGUAUCUACUCGUUCAAUACCAACUAUUAUGUCACAGGCAGUACAUACAGAUGUAGCUAUCCCUUCAGCAUCCGCUCCAUCACCACUCGAGUUACAACACAAAUAUGCAUUUGUUCCUUCAACAUCAACUUCGUUACCGCUCCAGUCUGUGUUGUCCAGCGAUAUAUUCGAAAACCACGCCCUGCAAUCUCUACACAACGCCAGCAAGAUCCUGACAUCAAAGUCUAACCCAAGGAAUCCAGGCUUUGAUUCUGUGCCAAAGACUCCUUCUGUUAAACCUGACAGGCCUUUAGCAAACAGACACCCAGCUACUGUCGUGUCAUCUAGAACCUUUCCUUGGAUACGUAAGCACGUUUGGGAGACUGUUAUUACAACCGGCAGGACUAUUUCUAGCACUCAGUCAACAUUGUUCUCCACUACAGAACCAAGAAAUACUGUCAUGAUUAGUUUACAAACUACUGUACCAGCAAACAAUCCCGUGACAAAUACUAAACUACUGAGCAUCGAUGUUACAGCUAUAACGCCUACAACGCCGGUUAUAUAUGUGUCAGGCAAGGACAUUCCCUCAACAAGCAUAUCAAACAAAGAAAUUCCAAAAAUGAAGGUGUCACACAAAGAAAUCCCAAAGACAGACAUAUUACGCUCAGAAAUUCCUAUAUCACGCAAGGAAGUCUCCAAAAUGAAUGUAUUACGUACAGAAAUCCCAAAGACACCAAUGUUACGUUCGGAAAUCCCCAUACUGCGCCACAAAAUCUCCAAAACCAAAAUAUCACUAAGUCCCCAAGUCCCUGACUACAGAAUCGAAUCUUCUCCUACUGAACGAGGAUCUGCAGGACAGAGAGUUUCUGUUGACAAGUUACCUACUUUUCGUCACAAUUUGCUAGCUAUGUUAAAGAAAUACAACUUCGCGAGGUCUGCGAAACCCAGAGUGGCGAAAUCACCAAUCGAGAACGUGAUGCCCUCACAAGGUGGAUCUCUGAGGUCCCAGUGUCAACACACGGGGUGUGUUAAUGGAGUCUGUCAACAGGUGAUGUCAGGUCUCUUCAAAUGCAGGUGUUAUGCAGGAUUUCAGCUAUCCACCACAACCAAUAUUUGUGUACCACAUAAAUAUGGCAUAUCUAGCUGUAGCUUGGAUAGUACGUGUAUCAAUGGUCGGUGUGUCCUUCGCGGUGGUGUGUCUGUCUGUCAGUGUAACCCAGGCUAUAAGUACAUCGCAUGGGCCUGUGUAGACAUCAACGAAUGCAUGGACGAGUCUGCGUGUCGCGAUGGAUUUUGUUAUAACUACCAAGGAGGAUACAACUGCAAUUGUUACCCUGGUUACUAUUUGCACAGACACAGGAUUGGCCGACAAUGCAAGAAAAAAGGGAAUCUGUUUCUUGGAUCAGUCGGUUGGUUAUGGUUGCUGUUCAUGGGAGAUGUACUGUGAGAUAAGACAACAAGGAGUGAGAAAAACAUUCUCAGUUGGAGCCACGAAAUUCUCACGAAAUCGUCUGAUUCUCGGCACUGCCAGUACUAGCCAAAUAUUGUUUACAAGGCUAUAAAUUAUAACCGUCCCGAUACUAUACGAUUUGCUCAAUAGUGAAUGGAUGACGCCACUAAAGACUGAAUGUAACAAAAUGAAGAAAA